UGGUAGAAAAAACAUCUCAAUAUCACAUAUCUUUUGCAAAAAAAAAGAGAUGCUCUCGCCUUUCUCUUCGGCUUCUGGCGAAAGUGCGGGAAAUCCUGAUCGCCCUUGCGUCGGUGAUUAUGGCUACGUGCAUUAGCAACCAACGACAAACGCGCAACUCGGGUUAUCUUUGGGCGUCUAAAAACAUAUCGCCGUCUUCCGGGCUCCCAGGCGGCGGGCUUGGCAAGAAUGUCAUCUUUGCUUUGCAUCCACGCAGACAAUUCGGACCCUCUGUGAUGCAUGGUCAUGGAGCCCUAAACAAUCAAGAAUGCCACUCCAAAAUAAGGAGUGGUAAACGAAAAUUGGAACCCUACCAGACUCUGCUCAGUGGUUCUAUCAAGCGGAAACGUUUAGCGAAGAAGCCCUUGUGGUGCUUUAAGCUUCCGUCUUCAAUGGAGAUGGCUGAUGAGGGAGAGGUUCUGGUAUUGCCGCCUGUGGCGGCGCCGGAUGAAUCCUUGAGGCCUCAAUCUAGGAUGGAUGAAAAAUCUCCACCUGCGAAUGGUCGCUCUGAUGGAGACGAGAAACCCCGAAUUGGGGAGGUGACCCUGUCAGUCGGGACCGGAUACGGAUCACCGGCGAGACCCUGAGCUAUUUUUCAGGUUCAAGGUCUCUGGAAGGAGGGGAAAAAAGGGAUGAUUACAGAUUGCAAUCUCAAUCCCGCUAUCCGGGGAAUCCCUUAUUUUUUAAAUUAUCUUAUUUUUUCUAAAAAAUACCGAGUACCAAUAAGACUCCUCAAAAGCUAAACCGAGUAGGAAGACUUGGACUGUGGAACGUCUUGACACGCCUUUACUGUAACACUAGAAAAUGGCCAAGUGAAACCACCUACUAGAGCGUAGUAUAACGGUUUUGGGUUUUAAUGUCAACCCGAGUCCUAAGUGUGCUAUCUACUCUGUGAAUCCUUAUUGUUUAGCGGUUUAAACAUAGUGAAUGUCUCAGUAAACAAACAAGCAUAAUAGUAAAAGGUUUUUUUCAAGUUGAGAGAGGUCUAGACUGGAGUUAAGCCAGAUUGUAAUUUACCAAGUUCGAAUUCAAAGAUAGUUAUACUGCGGGAGGUUCUUAAACAGUCUGCAAUCUCGACUAAAGGUCUCCAGAGCCUCUCAAUCUGAGUCCCCAACGGGCGACUUACCUCCACCGGAGUAAACAGAUUGAGGCCCUAUCUAACCAAACCUCCUUUACCGAAGUAAAUCCGGUACAGAAUAGUGAAUUGACUCCUUGACUAAAGUCGUCAAUUCACUACCGUCAAUCAAGGGUGCUCUAUCAACCUAGGCAGAUAUUCUCUUUCUAGGUCAAAGCAGAAACAACAAGAAUUUGAUCAGGAUUCAUGCCAUUCAAUAAAUCAGACCUCAAUUGAAUAUAAUCAAAUCAAUGGAUUCAUACUUGGGUUCAUACAAUCAGACCUAACAUACAAAUCUAGGAUUAUUCAUACCCAGGUAAAUGUGGAAGUUACUCCAUGGAGAGAGAAGCAAACUCUAGCUCAGAAGCAGAAAACAUGUUGUGAAGAAUGAGGUUCUGCUUCUGGUUGUCAAUCGGCACUUCUCCAAGCGUUAUCCGGGCUCCACUAAUGAUGAAGAUUGAUUUAAGGCGCUUGGGAAUUCUGGUUCGUCGCUUUCUCUCUCUAGGUAUCACUUUCUUUCUCUAAAACUCGGAACCCUUACAAAAUUGGCCUUCUUUCCCUUAAAAACCAGCUAUUCGCGAUCCCCGGCCAUAAUCCCUGGUCGGGUAUCUCGGGUGCCCGACCGGGGAUUUCGAAACGCAGCUCAGUGGUACAGGGGAUAAUACCCAAUCUAGGUCAAGAAUACCCGAUCGGGUAUUUUUGCUCUCUAGCCGGUACCCAUUCUGCCUUCUGGGCGUCCAAAACUGCUUUUCCCCGGCCUCCUCAGAAUUUUACCUGGCCGGGUAUUUUAACUCUUGGCCGAGUAUUUUGCUCUUCCAGCAGCCAUCAACUCAAACUUUCUCUUUUCGACCCAAAACUCGUUUCCUCGCCUUAAUGUCAACGCCAAGCCCUGAAAUAUGACACAAACACACAACCUAGCGUGAAAUCGGCUUAAAACACGAGAAUCUCUUCUCCAACGGCUCAAGAAUAGGGGUAUAAACAUGUGUAAUUAUU
Linum trigynum is the source of this 2146-nucleotide messenger RNA. NCBI's taxonomy places the organism in Eukaryota, Viridiplantae, Streptophyta, Magnoliopsida, Malpighiales, Linaceae. The record is from the annotation of a GenBank genome assembly.